AUGGCGAAAGACCAAACUUCUGAUGUGGCUUUUUUGCCUGCCGUCGCAACCGACCUCGUUCUCGGGAAGCGUCAGAUUCCUUCCCCUGGACCGGGCGAGGUCUUGAUUCGCAAUCACGCCAUCGCUGUAAACCCGGUCGACUGGAAAAGACAGUCAUGGGGAUUCAUGAUCUCCUCGUACCCAGUAGUACUUGGCGCCGACAUCAGCGGUAUCGUUUCCCAAGUCGGAUCAUCUGUCACGGAAUUCAAGCCUGGCGAUCGUGUCCUUGCGAUUGCUCACUCAUUUUGUUCAGGCAAUAACGACAACGGCGCAUUCCAGAACUUCACCAUUGUUAAUGCCGCCGCAACUACUGCCCUACCUCAUGGAAUGAGCUUCCAACAGGGUGUCACUCUGCCGACAGCCGUAGGCACGGGGGCCAUAGCUCUAUUCGAUGUGCUUGACUUGCCCCGACCUACUGUCGGUACAGUGAAGAACUUGUCUGAGCCUGAGUCCCCCGUCAUCUUGGUAUGGGGCGGUGCCUCGACCGCCGGGUCUUUGACUAUCCAGCUUGCUCGCCUGACUGGACUCACCGUAUACACGACAGCAAGUGAGCGCCACCAUGACUACCUACGCUCGCUUGGUGCUAGCGUGCUCGUCGAUUACCACUCGCCUACAGCUGUCGAUGACCUCCUCGCUGCAGCCAAGCUGGCUGGGACGCAAAUCAGUUACGCUGUUGAUGCCAUUUCCACAUCAGAGACCCUCGCCUCAGUCUUGCAGAUACUUUCCAAGUCGACCGAAGCAACCAAGAAACUGGCGCACACAUCACCCUGGCCUGAGAAUAUCGCUACGCCUGACGGGAUCGAAACCGGGGCGAUCAGAGGAGACGCUUUGGCGGACCGCAGACUGGAUCUAUGCGCCUGGUUGUUCAAUGACACCUUGCCAAAGUGGCUUGAGCGAGGUGACAUUGUGCCAACCGCAUAUAGAGUCAUUGACGGGGGACUGAAUGGACUCCAGAAUGCUUUGAACGAAUUGAAGAAGGGUGUAAGCAGAGAGAAGCUUGUGGUCGAGGUUUGAGUUUUGGGAGACUGUAAUGACAGAAAAGAAGCAAGCCUAGAGCAUAUCGCCCGGGAAACUUCAGUAGCACCUCAAGAUAGAAAAUAUGCUCAAUGCUUCAAAGGUUGCCACUCUGGUAUGAU
Molecule: messenger RNA, 1175 nt
Organism: Ilyonectria robusta
Lineage: Eukaryota; Fungi; Ascomycota; Sordariomycetes; Hypocreales; Nectriaceae
Product: chaperonin 10-like protein
Exons: 2
Coding region: 1-1053 (350 amino acids)
Molecular function (GO): oxidoreductase activity, acting on NAD(P)H
Source: RefSeq, a predicted model, not a curated record